AUGCGACGACCGGGUCUGGAUGUUUCGAUCGACCAAUCUCUUUUUGUGCUCCACUAUCAUACCUCCACCGGGGCUAACCAGACAAAGUCACAGCCAAAUUACAUUUCUUCCACCGGAAAAGUAGCCAAGAAUCCGACACCACCCCUUUUGCUAGCUUCCCUUCAUAUAGCUCCCGGAUUGUUGUUGCGUAUAAGUUCUUGCGAUGACACUUGA
This is a messenger RNA of Lactuca virosa, 213 nucleotides long. NCBI's taxonomy places the organism in Eukaryota, Viridiplantae, Streptophyta, Magnoliopsida, Asterales, Asteraceae. The record is from the annotation of a GenBank genome assembly.